AUGGCAAUCAUAAGUUGUGGUCCAACAAGUACACCAACUAUGGGUGAACGUCGUACAAAUUCAUACUCAUUGCCACUUCAUUAUGUUCAAAUCAUAGCUAUUAUAGUAAUAUUCUUUCUUAUAUCGAUGAACUAUUUAACUUUAUGCGUUAACAUUCCAACACAUCCAUGGCAAUGGUUAAAUAUUGUACUUUCUUCACUUUUUAUUCUUCCUUUUUUUAUUGUUUUCAUUAUAUUAACUUAUAUUGAUCCAGCUGACGAUGAAGUAAUAUAUAAAAGUCGUGGACCAAGAACUGAUUUUGAUCGUCGUCAACAUGCACAUGUUAUAACAGAUCUUUAUUGUCAUGUAUGUGAUGUACAUGUUACAGAAAAAGCUAAACACUGCUCAUCUUGUAAUAAAUGUAUUUAUUCGUUUGAUCAUCAUUGUAUAUGGCUUAAUACAUGUGUUGGUGGAAAAAAUUAUCGUCUUUUUUUAUCAAUGUUGUCAUUAAUAGUUAUUGGAACUUUAUUUAUUUUUUUCAAUAGUUUACUUCAAUUUAUUGGUUCAUUUCAAGAUGUAUCAUCAUCAUCGUCAUCAUCAUCACUUAGUUUAAAACCAUAUUAUGGUUUAGAUCAAUACGCUAUAUUAAUGAUUCCGUCAUCAAAAGCUGCUUUUCAAGUAAUGACAGCAAUUGUAGCAUUCAUUUCUAUUGUGACUUGGGCAUUAACUGGAUAUCUUCUUGGCUUUCAUAUUUAUCUAUGUUAUUAUGAUUAUUCAACAUACGAUUAUGUUGUUAGUCAACGACAUAAUAAAACAGUUGAUAAAACACUAUCUCAAUUUAAUCAACUUAAUCAAAAUCAUCAAAAUCAUUCAUUAUCAUCAACAAAACAAUCGACAUUUAGUGCUCAAAAGAGAAAUAAAACUAAUCCAAUACCAGUCAAUGAAGAAAAUGAUACAGCAAAUCAUUCAAAACAACUUCAUAAUUCAAACAUUUUUACCAUUGAAGAAAAUUAUAGAGACUCUCCACGACGUUUACAAGUAUGUCAAAGUUCAAAUGAAGAAGCGUAUGUUCUUAAAGGCGCAUCGCAAAUAGUUAAUGAAUAUUAG
Messenger RNA from Rotaria sp. Silwood2, 1086 nucleotides. NCBI's taxonomy places the organism in Eukaryota, Metazoa, Rotifera, Eurotatoria, Philodinida, Philodinidae. The record is from the annotation of a GenBank genome assembly.